Messenger RNA from Lymnaea stagnalis (great pond snail), 1629 nucleotides. NCBI's taxonomy places the organism in Eukaryota, Metazoa, Mollusca, Gastropoda, Lymnaeidae. The record is from the annotation of a GenBank genome assembly.
AGCCGCUUCAGAAUUCUAAGAGAGCAGACCGAUCGUAUGAAGGAUUUGAUGAAGCACCUCAAGAGGGGCAAAGUUCAGAACUCUCUCAGCGACAAGGCCAUCGUAGAAGCCAAAGAAACAGGCGCUCGCCUCUUUCUGGAUAUGGACACUGCAAAGAGGAAAGAAAAGCUUGAAGGACUGGUUAGUAAAUUGAUUUUUACGGGAAAUUUUACCCAGUUUCAUUUGUUGAGUUUAGAAGGUACAGUUCUGGUGUUGAAACAGAAUUCAUACAGAGGGUCAUGUCAGGUCCACUGUCAUGUCAGAUUCACAGUCAUCUCAGGUCCACAGUCAUGUCAGGUUCACAGUCAUGUCAGGUUGUCAGUCAUGUCAGGUCCACAGCCAUGUUAGGCCGUCAGUCAUGUCAGAUCCACAGCCAUAUCAGGUCCACAGUCAUGUCAGGUUCACAGUCAUGUCAGGUUCACAGUCAUGUCAGGUCGUCAGUCAUGUCAGGUCCACAGCCAUGUUAGGUCGUCAGUCAUGUCAGAUCCACAGCCAUGUCAGGUCCACAGUCAUGUCAGGUUCACAGUCAUGUCAGGUCCAAAGUCAUCAGCCAUGUCAGGUCCACAGUCAUGUCAGGUUCACAGUCAUGUCAAGUCCACAGUCAUCAGCCAUGUCAGGUCCACAGUCAUGUCAGAUCAACAGACACUUACACAUGUCAGUUUUGAGAGUAUCAAACCAUCAAGCCAAAUGGCAACUUUUGUCACCAAUGGCUAACUUGGCUUAACAUUAAUUAGAAUCUGCCACAUAUUAAAAAAACAUAUGGCUUGCUUUUAGUGCAGUUCAAGUUGUCCAUGUUUUUCCCAUAGUUUAGUGGAGCAGUCCCUCAUCAUGUCCGUGGCUUAAGGUCCACAAUUCUGAGCCUAAUGUCAAAAACUGAGAAUUACUUUUUAAGGACUAUGCAAUUAUUGUUCAGCAUUAUAGUUAUAAAGUUAUGUCAAUUUAUUAAGCAAAGAAUGCUUGCAAGUAUCAAAUGAUUUAAAAUGUAACAUUUUCUUUAAAUUCUGUCCUGGGGAAAGAUAAAGGGCCCAAUAUGCAUCUGAGAAUUCAGUAAAAAGUCUAGUAAAGAAUCCAUUAAAGAGUCAGCUCAUGAUACUUAUUGUUCUUGUUUGACUCCAUGCUUUAUAUUUUCAGAUCAAAAGCCUUGACGAGCAGCUGAUCAUGGAGAUGCAGAACAAGGAACUGAUAGAAAAAGAGUGUGCAAAGUUGGAGGAGUCCGACAAGCUCAACUCAACCCCCAAGCACAGGGCGGAGCUCAAAGCUCUAGAGGGUAAAGCCGUCAAGUCUGGUGAAAAGCUUGACGCCAUGAGGCUCCUCAUGCUGCAGUACUGCUCGGGUCUGCAGACGUGUCUCAGCGCGACUGAUGCCAUGGAUACGGAUCAGAGAAAGGAUGUCCCACAAAGACCGCCCCCGGCCGGCAGCCCAAAAUAUGAGCCACCAAAGGGUGCACGGUACACUGUUACAGGAUUCGUGCGUCGGGCGGGCACGUCGGUCAAAGAAAAGGUCACGUCAAUAAAGAAGGAUUUCGGGAGAAAAGGGAAGAGCACAGACAAGGAUGGACCUUCCACGUCAGCUGGGGCCAACAACAACAAA